UCUUGGGAGUGAUCUUCUGCUCUGAAACACUGUGAGAUACAGCCGCAUCUGCUGCAGCCUCUGACAGUGUGAUGAGGAUGAGUCAGCACCAUCUUGCUUAGAAAUGAAUCCCCGCGUGCAGCAAGGCACCAUUGCAUUGUGCAUCCACCAUAUCCACCUGGUGUGGGCUGAGGUGAGCAGCCAGGCCCUGCAGGAGCACCCUGCAGCCGAGCAAUGCAUUGCUGCCAUUCCUCUACAGGCUAGAGGACCUACGCAGGAUUCCUCUCCAUGCUGGACUUGUGGCAGCAAGAAUUGAUGUCUUUUCUUGCAGUUUGCACGGCUGGUGGGUCUCCCCCUGCCCAGGGAGCUGUGCAGCUCCUCCUGUUUUCAUUUGCUUUCUGGAUCUGCUUCCCUUGAGGCAGUUUCGUUGUAAAGGAAACGGUGGUGCCGCUGGUGGGGGCUGCCCCGUGCGGAGGGACAGUCAUGCUUCCUCAUGAGCUGCUGGUUUUGUGGAUGAUGGUGACAUGACUGAUGCAGUGGGUGGAUGUCUGGGAUGGGCAUCAUAAAUAGGACCCGUGGGAGAUGCCUCUCAGUGUUCUUCCAGGACAGAGGUACUCCGAGGAAGGGUGAGAAGCUCUGGUUUCACGCAGCCAAUAUCUCCCACGUUUGCUCCCAGGUAAGCCUGGAGGAAGGAGAAUGGUUUCUCCAGAUACUGCUUGAAUCCUUUUUGCUUUAGGCCAUGGACUAAUUUCACUUCUGUCAUUUCUGUGCUGAGCGAGGGAGGAGAUUCCCCCAGGGAGAGGGGGAGAGGGAGAAGUCCCUGCUGAGGCCAAAGGGGGACCUGCAGCAGGCCUGAGGUUGGAGCAGCCCCCUGGGUGAGCUCCAGGGAACGAGGAGCUCUUCUGGAAGGACUACAGAGGAGUAAAGGACUCAGUGCUGGGUCCUCCUGACUCUAGGUGAACAACAGGAAGGAUGAGAGGUCUUGGGUUUGUUACAAAAGUGGGAAUGAUGGAUAUCAGAAAGGAGAUAGAGCUGCCUUGGAUGGAUGGGUGGCAGAGCUGGCAGUCUGCCUUGGAGCUCCCAGCUAACAGCAGCAGCAGUGCCCUGACAUUGGAUUGGCAACCCCAAUUCCUCCACAGGAGCAGGGCUGUGAUGCAGCUCUUCCCAUGGAAACAACCACGCAGCACCCCAUGGGUUCUGCUUCUGCAAAGCCAGAGCCGCCGCCUCCUCUCUUUUCCAUGCAGGUUGGUAAUGUGUGUAGGGAGAUGCAGCCGCAUCGUGGGCCCCUGCUUGCUGGUGCUGGGCAUGCUCUCCGUGGUGGCCAGCAUCCUGCUGCUCUUCCCUGGUGGGUCCUGGCAGUACCUGGUGGAUGGGCACAUCAGCAGGAGGGCAAAGAUCAUGCCAGGCACCUGGGGAGGCGGCGUCAUGGUGCUGCUGGCAGCUAUCCACAUCACCGCUGUGGGAUGGCGAUGCGCCUGCUGCUCCGACUGCGGCACCCGUCGGAACGCCUUCCUCUCUGUUGUCCUCUCCAAGCUGGCUCUCCUGGGCUCUGCCGCCUGCUUCUUCUUCUCGGGGCUGGGUCUGACUGAUGGCCCUCUCUGCCUCUACAACACCACUGAGCUCAGCAAUGGCCUUAUCUGGGACUACCCCUUCGUGGACACCCCUAGCAACAGGGCCUUGGAGAAUUUCUACCUGUUCUACCCGAGCACCUGGGGCACCUGCCUGGAGCCGGUGGGCAUCGUGGCAUGGCACGUCACCUUCUUCUCCCUCCUGCUGCUCAUCAGUGCUGCCGAGAUGGUGCUAACCUUCCUCCAGAUCAUCAACGGCUGCGCCGGGUGCCUCUGCGGCUUCUGUGAGAGGAAGGAGGCAGGGCUCUCCCGUGUGCCUGGGGUGAGGUGAGACCAUGUUUCCCAGCUGUGGCCUCUGGGGAGACCACUCCUGCUCACUCCAUGUCUUCCAUUCCGCGACACACCUGAGCCACGUAUGUAAAUAAAAGCCUGGUUUAUUUUUGUUAA
This is a messenger RNA of Tympanuchus pallidicinctus (lesser prairie-chicken), 1994 nucleotides long. RefSeq names its product transmembrane 4 L six family member 19 (gene TM4SF19). Lineage: Eukaryota; Metazoa; Chordata; Aves; Galliformes; Phasianidae. Gene Ontology annotation, cellular component: membrane. The transcript is spliced from 4 exons. The record is from RefSeq and is a predicted model, not a curated record. Bases 952 to 1878 code for a protein of 308 amino acids.